CCCUCACACCGCAGGUGGCCGUUUCACAAUAGAACCACCAUUUGCAUUCUCGCUCUGCGCUGUCUCGAUUUCCUAAUCCGCGCACAUCUCUCUAUCGUUUCAAUUUUGUUUUUUUUAAAUUUCGUCUGCACUUUGACUGAGAGUCCACAGACACACACAGUGGUUGUCAGGAAAUGGCGAGUUUGGUUGAGAGAUUGCGGGUUCGAUCUGAUCGAAGGCCUGUUUACAACAUAGAUGAAUCAGAUGAGGAGUCUGACUUCGUAAAGAGGAAAUCCGCGACGGGCGCUUCUUCCGACAAAAUUGAGAAAAUUGAACGCCCGGAUGUGAAGAAAGAUUCUUGUCAAGCUUGUGGAAAUGAUGAUAAUAUUUUGAGCUGCGAGACAUGUACCUAUGCUUACCAUCCUAUGUGCUUGCUGCCACCACUCAAAGGUCCUCUUCCUAACAGCUGGAGAUGUCCCGAAUGUGUUGGCCACCUCAAUGAGCUCGAGAAAAUACUCGAUAGUGAGAUGCGUCCGAGUGCUGCAGAUAACAACGAUGCGUCGAAGCUGGAAUCAAAUCAAGUUUUCGUGAAACAUUAUUUAAUAAAGUGGAAAGGAUUGUCCUACCUUCAUUGCACAUGGGUGCCCGAGACAGAGUUUCUUAAGGCGUACAAGUCAAAUCCUCGAUUGAGAACGAAAGUUAACAAUUUCCACAAACAAGCUUCGUCCUCAAAUAUUUCUGAGGAUGAAUAUAUCCCUAUUAGACCAGAUUGGACAACUGUGGAUCGAGUUAUUGCUUGCAGGGAAAUAGAUGGAGAGAAAGAAUAUUUUGUGAAAUGGAAGGAGCUUCCAUAUGAUGAGUGCUCUUGGGAGUCGGAGUCAGACAUUGCAUCCUUUCAUAAAGAAAUUGAAAAAUUUAACAGAAUUCAGUCUCAUUAUGACAAGGUCGCUGUAUCAAAACAAAAGAGCAGCCUACGUGAUGCCAUGGAACCAAAGAAAAAACAGAAAGAGUUUCAACAAUAUGAGAGAAGUCCUGAUUUUCUAUCUGGAGGUUCAUUGCAUCCAUACCAGCUUGAAGGGUUGAAUUUCUUACGUUUUGCUUGGUCCAAACAGACACAUGUGAUACUUGCAGAUGAGAUGGGACUUGGCAAAACAAUACAGAGUAUUGCCUUUUUAGCGUCUCUGUUUGAGGAGAAUAUAUCUCAUCAUCUUGUUGUUGCUCCUCUUUCGACAUUAAGGAACUGGGAACGUGAAUUUGCCACAUGGGCUCCUCAUAUGAAUGUUGUGAUGUAUGUUGGCACUGCCCAGGCACGCAAUGUGAUCAGAGAACACGAGUUUUAUUACCCUAAAAAUCAAAAGAAGAGCAAGAAAAAGAAAUCUGGUCAAGCUGUCAGCGAAAGCAAACAAGACAGAAUAAAAUUUGAUGUCCUUUUGACAUCUUAUGAAAUGAUCAACAUGGAUUCAUUGUCAUUGAAACCUAUAAAGUGGGAGUGCAUGAUUGUUGAUGAAGGCCAUCGUCUUAAAAAUAAGGAUUCAAAACUUUUUUCUACAUUGACGCAGUACUCUAGCAGGCAUCGUGUCCUUUUGACUGGAACUCCUCUUCAGAACAACUUGGACGAACUCUUCAUGCUUAUGCAUUUCCUUGAUGCAGGAAAGUUUGGAAGUUUAGAGGAAUUUCAGGAGGAGUUCAAGGAUAUCAAUCAAGAGGAACAGAUUUCUAGGCUUCAUAAAAUGUUGGCUCCGCAUCUCCUACGAAGACUAAAGAAAGAUGUCAUGAAAGAGCUACCUCCCAAAAAGGAAUUAAUUUUGCGUGUUGAAUUGAGUACAAAGCAGAAAGAGUAUUACAAAGCAAUCUUGACCCGCAAUUACCAGAUACUAACUCGCAAAGGUGGUGCCCAGAUUUCCCUUAUAAAUGUGGUGAUGGAACUGCGCAAGCUCUGUUGUCAUCUCUUUAUGUUGGAAGGAGUUGAACCGGAAGAUACUAACGAGUUUCACAGGCAACUGUUAGAAACAUCGGGAAAAUUACAACUUCUGGACAAGAUGAUGCUCAAACUUAAAGAGCAGGGCCACAGAGUUUUGAUUUACUCUCAGUUUCAGCAUAUGCUGGACCUAUUAGAAGAUUACUGUAACUAUAGGAAAUGGCUUUAUGAAAGGAUUGAUGGAAAAGUUGGUGGAGCAGAAAGGCAAAUUCGAAUCGAUAGGUUUAAUGCUAAGAAUUCAUCAAGAUUUUGUUUUCUGCUCUCAACUAGAGCUGGGGGAUUAGGAAUAAACCUCGCUACUGCUGACACUGUAAUUAUAUAUGACAGCGAUUGGAAUCCUCACGCAGAUCUGCAGGCAAUGGCAAGAGCUCAUCGCCUUGGUCAGACCAAUAAGGUAAUGAUUUACAGGCUCAUAGCACGUGGAACCAUUGAAGAAAGGAUGAUGCAGAUGACAAAAAAGAAAAUGGUUUUGGAACACCUAGUAGUCGGAAGGCUCAAAGCACAAAAUAUUAACCAGGAGGAAUUAGAUGAUAUCAUAAGGUAUGGCUCACAGGAGUUAUUUGCUGAUGAUAACGAUGAGUCGGUAAAAUCUCGUCAGAUCCAUUAUGAUGAUACUGCAAUUGAUAGAUUACUUAAUCGUGAACAAGUUGAAGAUGAAGAGGCUCCAUUGGACGAUGAAGAGGAAGAUGGAUUUUUAAAAGCCUUUAAGGUAGCAAAUUUCGAGUAUGUUGAUGAAUCGGAAUUGGCAAUAGAAGAGGAAACACCUUUGCCAGCACCAGAGAUUAAACCCUCGGUGAACAAUUCUGAACGAGCAAGCUUUUGGGAAGACCUUUUACGAGAUAAAUACGAAGUUCACAAAGUGGAAGAGUUUAAUGCUAUGGGCAAGGGAAAGAGGAGCCGCAAACAGAUGGUAUCUGUUGAAGACGAUGACCUUGCUGGUUUGGAAGAUGUGAGUUCCGAUGGGGAAGAUGAUAACUAUGAAGCCGAGUUAACUGAUAACGAGACAGCUGCAGCUGGAGCUGCAGCUGUCAGAAGGCCUUACCGAAAGAGAGUUCGUGACACUUCAGAAAAACUUCCUUUGCUGGAGGGUGAAGGAAGAUAUUUACGAGUACUGGGCUUUAAUCAAAAUCAGAGGGCUGUGUUUGUUCAAAUAUUGAUGAGGUUUGGAAUAGGUGACUGUGAUUGGGUAGAGUUUGCACCACGUCUAAAACAGAAGACCUAUGAAGAGAUCAAUGAUUAUGGGAGACUUUUCUUGGAGCACAUGAGCGAAGAAUUAACUGAUUCGCCUACGUUUUCAGAUGGUGUACCCAAAGAAGGAUUAAGAAUAGAGGAUGUACUUGUCAGGAUAGGAACACUAACUCUCUUCAGGGAAAAAGUCAAUGCUUUAUCAGAGUGCCCUACCCUUUUCACGGAUGAUAUUAUAUCCCGCUACCCAGGAUUGAAAGGAGGCAGACUUUGGAAGGAGCACCACGACCGCUUGCUGCUGCGAGCAGUAAUGAAACAUGGUUAUGGAAGAUGGCAAGCAAUUGUUGACGACAAGGACUUGAGAAUACAGGAAGUCAUCUGUCAAGAGCUGAACCUUCCGUUUAUCAACACACCUAUCACAGGAACUCCUCAAGCACUAAAUAUUUCUUCAGGGGUGUCUCAGGCACAAGCCUCUGCUUCGGGAGUUUCUCAACCACAUGUCCCUGCAACGGGAUUUUCUCAACCACAAGAUGGUGUGAACUCGGAACAUGUUGAAGCACCUGCACAGGCAAAGGGAGCUACUGGGGGAAAUGGUUCUGGAGCUGAUGUUGCACAUGGAACUACUGAUACUUCAACCAGACCACAACUUGUUCAAGAACAAUCUAUGCUCUAUCAUUUUAGGGAGAUGCAGAGAAGACAAGUGGAGUUUGUCAAAAAAAGGGUGCUUCUUUUAGAAAAAGGACUCAAUGCAGAAUACCAGAAAGUAUAUUAUGCUGAUGAAAAAACAGAUGAAAUUCCAGUUGAUGGGACUGGGCACAGCGUCAGAGAUACAAAAGUUUCAAGCACUGGGGAAUCAGAUGCCCAAAUGAUGGAUCAGUUGCCUCAAGUUGAAAUAAUCUCUCCUGAAGAAAUCUCGGUAUUUGCUUGUGAUAAAAACUCGGAUCGCUUAGGUAUGGCCAGAAUCUAUAACCAGAUGAGCAGGACAGUGGGUGAGAAUGGACCAGAUUCAGGUGAAGCAUAUAAUAAUAGAGCUGCUAGUUUGAAGAUGGGAAAAAGUAUGGGUGUUCUUCAAGUUUGUAAUGAAGAGAUAGACCAAAUACUUUCAUCAGUGCAGCUGAGUUCGUAUAUGGAUAAGCUGAGCUGUAAAGCGGAUGAUGACAAGGAGCAAGUUGAGAAUUUGGGUUCCUCCUCAUCUACACUUGGACAAGUUAUGGAUACAGAUACUAGUGAAGCAGAACCAACAAAUCGAGAUGGAUCUGUUGAUAUAGAAAUGGAGGACAAUAAAUCUGCCACCCCUUCUUAGCUCAUCAUCAUCAUUGUGAACUAGUACUUGCUCCAAUUUAUUUUGAAAUUCUUCCAGAAACUACAGAAUAUAUGAUGGACUACAGAUCGUGAAUUAAUUAGUUAAAUUAAAAACUAUAUAUUGUUUUAAUAUGUUGUGUGUCUGUUUGUUUGUAUGCAUGGACGAUUGUGCCCAUAGAUGUUACUCUUAGAAUUGAUUGUUUUAUCAUGAAAAGGUUGUUGGUUGUUUAGUAGCUUACUUUGAUCA
Molecule: messenger RNA, 4691 nt
Organism: Erythranthe guttata (spotted monkey flower)
Lineage: Eukaryota; Viridiplantae; Streptophyta; Magnoliopsida; Lamiales; Phrymaceae
Product: CHD3-type chromatin-remodeling factor PICKLE
Biological process (GO): chromatin remodeling
Cellular component (GO): chromatin; nucleus
Molecular function (GO): DNA binding; histone binding; chromatin binding
Source: RefSeq, a predicted model, not a curated record